Messenger RNA from Amphiprion ocellaris (clown anemonefish), 4500 nucleotides. RefSeq names its product axin 2 (conductin, axil) (gene axin2). Bases 592 to 3102 code for a protein of 836 amino acids. NCBI's taxonomy places the organism in Eukaryota, Metazoa, Chordata, Actinopteri, Pomacentridae. Gene Ontology annotation, biological process: negative regulation of canonical Wnt signaling pathway. The transcript is spliced from 11 exons. The record is from RefSeq and is a predicted model, not a curated record.
CUGCAACUUCGUGAUCUGGGAAAAGAUCGCAAAAACGCGGCGAAAAAGCGCCCGGGUCUGGAAAUAAAGCGAGCCACCUUUAAAAUACGCGUCUUCCCGACAGACCGAGACCCAUCUGGGGAAGCUCCGGCUCCGGUUUCUAUUUUUUCUGAGGCUUCCAUCUGCAUUUGUUUUUUAUGCAGCUGUCGGGACCCGGCAGUCGGUUCCUCACUUUGAAGUGCGCUGCUCAGCCUCCCGGUUCAGUCGGAGCUGGAGUCGCCUACAGGAGAGACCGGAGCGGCAUGGCAGCCUGACGCAGGGAGGAGACAGGGAGGAGGCACUACUGCGAGCUUUUCCCCCUCUCCACAGCAUUUUGCUCUCCGUAAACCGACUCGGACCGUAUGUGGACGCCAGCCUUGUGGAUUAUACGCGCUUUUCUGUGGAUAAAAAUCCCUGGAGUUUAAAAAAAACAUUUGGACGCGAACUCGUGGAUCGAUGAGAGAAGACGGGCAGCCGGAGAGAAGCUCCCCGCUGACAUAAGAGAGUGAGGAGAUUACAGUAGAAGCUCAGAGGAGGAACAACACUCGGCUCUCUGCUGCUGCCUCCAGAGCCAUGAGCCGGCCGCUUAUGGACCAUAUCGCCAGUAGUUUCAGCGAAGAUGCUCCUCGACCCCCGGUGCCUGGGGAGGAGGGCGAGGCGCCCUGCUACCCCGGCAAACUCGCAAUGAUGAAGCCCCUGGAACCCCCCAAAGCCGCGCUGCUCGGCUCUUCGGGCUCCUCGGCCAGGAGGAACGAGGAUGGUCUGGGGGAGCCCGAGGGGAGUGCCUCCCCGGAUUCUCCGCUCUCCCGGUGGACCAAGUCUUUGCACUCCCUGCUCGGGGACCAGGACGGCGCUCUGCUCUUCAGGACGUUCCUGGAGAGGGAGAAAUGUGUCGACACUUUAGACUUCUGGUUCGCCUGCAACGGCUUCAGGCAGAUGGACCUCAAGGAUACCAAAACGCAGAGAGUGGCCAAAGCAAUUUACAAGCGCUACAUCGAGAACAACAGCAUCGUCGCCAAACAGCUGAAACCCGCGACCAAGACCUUCAUCCGGGAUAAUAUCAAGAAGCAGCACAUCGACUCUGCCAUGUUCGACCAGGCGCAGACGGAGAUCCAGAGCAACAUGGAGGAGAACGCCUACCAGAUGUUCCUGACCUCUGACAUUUACCUCGAGUACGUGAGGACUGGAGGAGAAAACCCGAGUCUCGUCAACUCCAACGGCCUGGCCGACCUGAAGGUGGUGUGUGGAUACCUGCCCACGCUCAACGAGGAGGAGGAGUGGAGCUGUGACUUCAAAGCCAAAGCUCUGGUGGGACUGUCGGCCAAGGUGCAGAGGGCCCCGGUGACCCUGAUGGAGAGGGCGUACAGAUCAUACAAGAGAGGAGACUCGCUCAACCCCUGCCAUGUGGGCUCCUUCGCCCCCGUCAGCAGCACCAAUGACAGCGAGGUUUCCAGUGACGCCUUGACUGACGACGCCAUGUCGGUGACUGACAGCAGUGUAGAUGGCAUCCCUCCAUACAAACUGGGCUCCAAGAAGCAGCUACAUAGGGAGAUGCAGCGCAACAUGAGGAUGAACAGCCAAGUCUCUCUGCCUGCGUUCCCUCGGACUCGCCGUCCUCCCAAGGAGAUGGUCCCGAUGGAGCCGGCAGAGUUUGCAGCUCAGCUCAUCUCCCGCCUGGAGAGCCUGAAGAGGGAUCAGGACACCAUCAGCUCUCUGGAGGAGAGGCUGCAGCAGAUUCAGGAGGAGGAGGAAAGAGAGGAUACCGAGAUCAUGGGAAGUGCUCCACAGCUCUCCCCCCACCCCCUGACACUGCUGUCGGGCUCCUCUGAUGAGGACCCCCAGGCCAUCCUGGAUGAACACCUUUCUCGGGUCCUGAAGACCCCCGGCUGCCAGUCCCCCGCUGUGAUCCGGCACUCCCCUCGCUCCAGCUCCCCAGAGCACCGGCCGUUCACCCGUGGAGCUUUUGGAAUCAAGUCGCUGGUGCGGACCGGACCCUCCACUUCCUCUGUCUCCAGUCCUGACCAGGGGGCGUUCACUCUGGCCCUGGAGCCCAACAAAACCCUCGUAAGCAGGCAGAGCACCAAGCACAUCCACCACCACUACAUCCACCAUCACGCCAGUCCCAAGUCCAAGGAGCAGAUAGAAAGGGAGGCGGCGCUCCGGGUGCACGGCGUUUGCUCCAGCGACGGCGACUGUCCGCCCUGCCAGCCUUACCAGCGCAGCCGCAGCCUGGGCAGGGAGAUGUGUGGCUCCAUCUCCACCGACAGCAGCGUGGGGCGUUCCAGCUCUCUGUCGAGGCGAGUGUGUCGAUCAGGAGCAGAGGACGGCGUUGCAGAAAGGUGCGUGGAGGACUGUGGACCCUUGCAGCUGCCCAGCGACACCACAGACCCGGCCCAGAACGUGCUGCAGUGGAUCCUGGAAAGCAAACGGCAGGGAAGGCACAAGUCUCACAGCACCCAGAGCACCAAGAAGUCCUUCGGAGGCUCCUCUGCUCAGACUCAUACGUGGGGCGGCGGUGGAAGCUGCGGCCACCUCCGCAGCCACCAGCCGGCCCAGCCGUUCAUCCAAGACCCGGCCAUGCCUCCCCUGCCUCCUCCCAACACUUUGGCCCAGCUGGAGGAGGCCUGCCGCCGACUGGAGGAGGUCUCCACCAAGACCACCAAGCAAAGGCAUCCGACGUCCAGCCUCCAGCGUGAGAAGACCCACCUAGUGCCUGUCCAGGGUGGGGGGUCCGUCCCUCUGUCGCUGCCCGUCUCCAGCCCCGCCGGCCUCCUCGCGUCCAGCCUCCAAUCAGAAGAGUGUAAGAAGGCUUUAGGAAGUCAUGCGGUGUGCAGUGGGGAGACGGUGGUGACGUACUUCUUCUGCGGUGAGGAGAUUCCUUAUCGGAGGACGAUGAAGAGCCACAGUCUCACUUUGGGCCACUUCAAGGAGCAGCUCCGCAAGAAGGGCAACUACAGGUACUACUUCAAGAAGGCCAGCGACGAGUUCGAGUGCGGCGCCGUGUUCGAGGAGGUGUCGGACGACGGCUCCUUGCUGCCCACCUAUGAGGGCAAGAUCCUGGGCAAAGUGGAGAGGAUGGAGUGACCUGAGUAGCCGCUGAUGUUGGAAUUCCACCCCUGCAGAUGCUUCACACCUUUAGGAGGACUGGUGAUGUCGCGGAAGGAUUACUGAGGUUCGGACUGGACAAGAAGCGAGAUAUUUCUGGACUAUCAAAUGAAGAAAACUGUGUUGCUGGACUGAAACAUCUCCAGAAGAGACUCUGGGUGAAUGACCACUCGUCAAAGAAAGCCGGGUGGUGGGUUUAAUGUGAGACUGAGAGCCCACCCGACCCCACAUUACUAAUAUGUAUAUGCAGAUAUACAUGUACAUUGCAUUGUAUUGUGAUGCUCGUAUUGCUGUGUAAAGAUUUCUAUUGCUAUUUAUUGGAAAAAGUCCCUGUCCCAAAUCUUAUUAUUCUUCCAUGGACAAGCUGCUUGGAGUUGGAGAAACUUCUUCCAUCUUCCACAUCCGUGAUUUCUCCCUUCGGUUCUCGAGCAAGGGGGGUUAGUUUUUCUUUCUUUUUUUUGUUUUUCUUCCGGCCCCUCAUAUUGAACUGUAAACUUCAAAAAUACCUCUUCAAAAACUCCACUCCUCCUGCUGGAGGUUUUAGCGGGACGUCUCUGAUCUCUUUGGCUGGAGAGCCGACUGCUGAAGCUCUGAGAACGGCUCUCCAUCACUUAAGGUUCAAUAAUAUAUUUACUACUGCAGUGCUAUUUGUGGAUGUGUCCCCAUCUGCUCCAAAGGGCCCUUAGUGCGCUAUGAAAAAUGAGCGAAAAUGCUAUUAAUGUUUAAUUCCCUUCUCUGGGACUCUGCCCAGCUAGCCUUGAUCUGUCACGUCUUAGUGCCUUUGUUUCAGUGGCGCAGGCAUCGCACAAAUAGCCUCCAUGUUUAGAGGAAACUGCCCUGAACAGGUCCUUGAGUCCCCAAAAUGUGUUUACACCAAGAUUUACCAACAAAAAGCUCUAUAAUGUGCCCCCAGUGUGCUUACCUGUGUACGUAGGUGUGUGUGUGUGUCUUUGUGUGUGUUUGUGUGUGUGAGAGAGAGCUGCUUUGUGUUGGGUUUGUGUAUUUGAAUCCUGCACUAUGAGCUGCAGAUGAUGAUGAUGAUGGUGAUGAUGAUGAUACACUAUGUUGAUAGUGUUUUAACUGAGUACAGUAGCUGUGCCUACAUGGGUUCUCUCCAUGUUUUUACCCUGUUUUCAGGGUCUUAUUAAUCCCUUGGUUUUUACAAGGGGCCUUAUGUUGAAAAGAUAUUUUUAUGCCUUUUAGUAUCUGUUUCAUCACGUUUAUGUUUUAUGAUAUUUUUCAUGGCUUCCUCGGCUCCACUUGUAAACUGUAAAUUAUGCGUUCUAUAGAGCUCAGUUGAAAAGAUGCCUUGGUACUUUAAUUAUUGUAAUUAUGAAGAGAUGUAGCCUUUAUUAAAAUGUUCUAUUUUUCAAAUUA